Molecule: messenger RNA, 2672 nt
Organism: Scheffersomyces amazonensis
Lineage: Eukaryota; Fungi; Ascomycota; Pichiomycetes; Serinales; Debaryomycetaceae
Product: DEAH-box RNA-dependent ATPase
Exons: 1
Coding region: 113-2638 (841 amino acids)
Cellular component (GO): catalytic step 2 spliceosome; intracellular anatomical structure
Molecular function (GO): helicase activity; ATP hydrolysis activity; RNA binding
Source: RefSeq, a predicted model, not a curated record
CUUAAAUUAUUUUCUUCGGGCGAUACUUUUUUUGGUGAUGAUCCGGUAGUUGAAAAAUUCCGGAACCGAUGUAAUUCGGACUUACAAGUCAAUUAGACGGUACUAAUAAACAAUGUCGGCCAUUCAGACCGGUAGAGGGAAAAGAAGACGGAAGUUUGAGGAUGAAGCCGAAUCUGACGAAGAGAUUGAGUUGGCACCUUUGGGCAUAGAACCAGUCAAUAGUCAAACCUCGACUCAAGACGAAACUAACCCGAACCAUCAACCUGAAGUAAUACCGAAGACUAAACAAGAAAAUAUUAGUAAUAAAUAUAUAGAUCAAGAAGAUAUAUCGACUAAUAGUAAGAAGCGAAAGUAUGAACUUCUUCAUCGUAAUAAUUAUAGAAAUGAGAGACGUGAAAUUGAAUCUGAUGCUAAAGGUAGAACCAAAUCCACUAAUAAUAAUCAAUGGGAAUUAGAACAAUUUAAUAAAGCCAAACAAAUAGGAGUAUUACCUACAAAUCUUGAUAAGGUUAAUUUGCCUGAUAGUGACAAGUAUGAGUAUGUAUUUGAUGAUUCACAAUUUGUUAAUUACAAUGAUAAUGAAGAUGAUAUUUUAAAAGGUGAUGAUGAACCUGUACCUCCUCCUCCUCCUCCUCCUCCUCCUCCUACAGUUAAAGAUAUUAAAAUAAGUUCAAUGGAUCAAGUAAGGAAAUCCCUACCGGUAUAUAAGUAUAGAGAAGAAUUUCUUGAUGCCAUAUCGAAAAAUCAAGUACUUAUAGUUGUUGGAGAAACUGGGAGUGGGAAGACUACACAAUUACCUCAAUAUUUACAUGAAGCUGGUUAUUCAACAAGUAAAGAUGGUCUAAAUCGAAAAUUAAUUAUUGGGUGUACACAACCAAGACGAGUAGCUGCUACAUCUGUUGCUAAUAGAGUUGCUUCUGAAAUGGAUGUUAAAUUAGGUCAUGAAGUUGGGUAUACAAUUAGAUUUGAUGAUAAUUCUGGUGAUGAUACUGUUAUAAAGUAUUUAACAGAUGGUAUGUUAUUACGAGAGUUUCUUAAUGAUCCAACCCUUUCUAAAUAUGGAGCUCUCAUGAUCGAUGAAGCUCAUGAAAGAACAUUAUCAACAGAAAUAUUAUUAAGCUUAUUGAAAGAUAUUAUCAAAACUCGAUCUGAUCUAAAAUUAAUUAUUGCUUCAGCAACAAUCAAUGCUGAAAAGUUUUCGAAAUAUUUCAAUGGAGCUUCUAUCUUAAAUAUACCAGGAAGAAGAUUCCCAGUUACUAUACAUUAUACAUCUAAUCCAGAAGCUAAUUAUAUACAAGCUGCUAUAACGACUAUAUUUCAAAUUCAUUUAACCCAACCAUUACCAGGAGAUAUUCUUGUAUUUCUAACCGGUCAAGAAGAGAUUGAAUCAAUGGAAGAAAGUUUACAAGAAUCCAUUAUGAAAUUAGGUACUUCAUUACCCAAUCAAUUACAGAUUUGUUCAAUUUAUGCAAAUUUACCUCCUGAUAUGCAACAGAAAAUCUUUGAACCCACUCCCCCAAAUUCUCGGAAAGUUAUCUUAGCUACUAAUAUUGCAGAAACUUCUAUUACUAUUGAUGGUAUUAGUUAUGUUAUUGAUCCUGGUUAUGUUAAACAGAAUGUUUAUAAUCCAGUUCAAGCUAUGGAAAGUUUAGUAGUGGUUCCAUGUUCAAGAGCAUCAGUAGAUCAAAGAGCAGGUAGAGCAGGUAGAGUUGGUCCAGGAAAAUGUUUCCGAUUAUUUACUAAAUGGUCAUAUUAUAAUGAACUUGAAUUAAAUGCAACUCCAGAAAUUCUUAGGGUUAACUUAUCAUCAAUAAUUUUACUUUUAUUAUCCCUUGGAGUUAAUGAUCUUAUUCAUUUUGAUUUUAUGGAUCCACCAUCUCAUCAAAGUAUAAUAAAAUCACUUGAAUUAUUAUAUUCAUUGGGUGCACUUAACUCUAAGGGUCAAUUAACUAAAUUAGGGAGACAAAUGAAUGAAUUUCCUAUAGAUCCUAUGCUUUCUAAAUGUGUUUUAACCAGUAAAAAAUAUGAAUGUACUAAUGAAGUUAUUACUAUAAUUUCUAUGCUUGGUGAAUCAUCAACACUAUUUUAUAGACCUAAAGAUAAACAAGAUCAAGCCAAUAGAAGACAUGAAAAAUUCUAUCAUGAACUAGGUGAUCAUUUCACAUUACUCAACAUAUGGAAUGAAUGGGUCGAUACAGACUUUUCAUCUCAAUGGUGUCAAGAUAAUUAUGUCCAAUAUAAAACACUCCGAAGAGUUAAAAAUGUUAAAGAUCAACUUACAAAAUUAUGUAAAAGAUCGGGAAUAAACUUAAACAAGAAAUCUGAUAGUUUCAAUCCCCUCUAUAUCCAGAAAUCAAUUAUAGCUGGAUAUUUUCCAAACGUUGUAAAACUUUCAAUGAUGGGUGAUUCUUAUCGAAAAUUAAAGUCAACUGAUGGUCAACCAUGUCAUAUUCAUCCAUCAUCUUCAAUUCAUAGUUUGAAACCUCCUCCAAAAUUAUUACUAUAUCAUGAAUUAGUUCUUACUAGUAAAGAAUACAUGAGAAAUUGUUUAUUAGUUGAUGAAAAGCUAGUUAAAGAAUUUUCUUCACAUUACUAUUCAUUAAAAGAUUUAAAUCAAAUAUCAAAGACUAACAAAUAAGGUAAAAUAUAUACUCGAUUUUGCAACUGAUAUU